AUGGGCUGCUCUAUAUUCUUGGUUCCUCCUCCUUUUGCAGGACUGAGGCCAUCCGUCUUGAGAGAUGAGAUCGCGGGCCGGCUCUCGUCGGCACCAGCAUCUGCCUCGUCGCCGGUGUGCCGUGGACACCCGUCCCCCCAAACGGGGGAGACUGGGUUCGCCGCGGCCAGGGGCGGAGGCGGGGACGGCUGUGUGCAGGGUGCCACCUGCCAAACGGAGGCGGGAGAGACGGUGCCGCGACUGAGGCCAUCCGUCUUGAGAGAUGAGAUCGCGGGCCGGCUCUCGUCGGCACCAGCAUCUGCCUCGUCGCCGGUGUGCCGUGGACACCCGUCCCCCCAAACGGGGGAGACUGGGUUCGCCGCGGCCAGGGGCGGAGGCGGGGACGGCUGUGUGCAGGGUGCCACCUGCCAAACGGAGGCGGGAGAGACGGUGCCGCGCGGGAGGACACCCGAGGAUGCUGCUGCUGCUGCUGCUGCUGGUUCUAGUGGUGGUGGUGGUGGUGGACUGAGGCCAUCCGUCUUGAGAGAUGAGAUCGCGGGCCGGCUCUCGUCGGCACCAGCAUCUGCCUCGUCGCCGGUGUGCCGUGGACACCCGUCCUCCCAAACGGGGGAGACUGGGUUCGCCGCGGCCAGGGGCGGAGGCGGGGACGGCUGUGUGCAGGGUGCCACCUGCCAAACGGAGGCGGGAGAGACGGGCGAAGGGUCGGGUGAGGGUGACGCCCGGAUUGGAGGGGCGGUGAGGGCGGUGGUCGGGCUUGCGGUAGCUAGCGGUGGGUGCGCUGCUACCGCAGCAUCUUGUCCGGUUACCGCCGGAGCCGUCGCCAAGAAGUUACAGAAGGACACCCGCCAAUGGGUUUUGGAGAUGCGUGAUGGCCGGAAGGCGAAAAAACAGGGAAAAAAGGAGGAAAAGAAGAGAAGGGAGGAAGAGUCGGCAGCUCGUCGGCGACGUGCUCAAAAGAGCCAGCCAGCGUCUGCGGCCGCCGAUACUCCUAAGCACGGCGGCGGCGAAAGCGCCGGGGCAACCGCUAUCGUGAAGCCGAAGGCAGCCCGGCACAAAACCUCCGACGAGCUCGCCGUUCUCGCUUUCCAGCGACGCCGAGGUGCCAUUCACGGGGAACGGAGGGACCGCGGGUCGACGACCUUCCGUCAACACCGCCGGGUUUGGCGUUGGGGUGGGCUCGGUCUUGCAGCCCCCACCGCCACGGACGCCGCCCCCCCAGCCACCGCUGCCACAGCCAACACCGCCGCCACCGCCCCCGUCGACACCGCUGCCGCCCCCACCGCCGCUGCCGCCGUCACGCCCACCGAUGCUAACACCGCCGCCACCACCACGACCACCCAAGGAGCCGCACUAUCCUCCGGGAAAAAUAACUCCGAGAUCUCCGGCGGUGCAUCGUCGGGCGGGGCAAAGCGGAAGCCGCCGGCUCGACCGCUGCUGGGCGCACCCAGCAAGAGGGGCCUCCAAAACAGCUCGUCAGCCAAUUUGUGUUGCGUAAAUGCAGUCUUGCAGCUGCUACGCCACUGCCCGCAGCUUCGCGAGGGGCUAUCGGCCUACCCCAGGACCUUCUCCGCCACCAACGCGCCCGGCAACAGCUCGACACGCGCAGCCAAAGAGAAACGUGAGAAGCAGUUGGCUACUCGAGGGAUGGCCAUGUUGAUGAAGCUACAACGAGGCCAGCAGGGGGAUGCUCACCUAAUCCUCAUGAAGCUCCUAGACGCGCUUUCCGUAGCUUCGGAGAGCGGCGGAACGGUGUCGUCGGGGAAGGACACGAAGGAGCACACCUUGACGGUUCCUUUAUUGUCUGCUGACGGCAACGGCAAGCUGCCUGGGGAUGUCAAGGCGCUUCUUACGAAGAAGUUCGCCACGACCAGCCUCUCCCCGUGCUACGCAUGCCAGGGACUCGCCGAGGUGCGAGCCCACAAGGGGGAGUGGUUGGAGAUGCUGCGGCAUCAGAUGGGAGGCACCACGUCGGUGUCGGAGUCGGUCGAGGCACCGCAGACGGCGGAGCACGCCUGCUUGUACGACAUCGUCGAACUUCUCCUUGACCAGACGAUGGCAAUGCUGUGUCCUAGGCUCGAAGGAGAGUCGAGCGCAAGGAGACAAACGAUGGAAUCAGCGGCAUCUCGGCUGCGGCCAAUACUCCGUUCAGGAGGGGCGGAGGACGCGAUCGAGACGACUCUGGGGGGGGGUGUGGUGGACGACGCGAUGAUCCUGUUGCUGGAGGGGAUCACGCUUCUCGCCCAGACGACCCGUGAGGAGGCCCCCAACCAGAGAGCCGCUGAAUACGUGCGGCGGAUAUCGGAGUCGUUGAAGGGAAAGGCGCAGCACGACAGCAACGUGGGGCUAAGCUCGAUGGAGGAGCAAAGCUGGCUGAAAAAAUGCCCGCGGACAGUACUGCUAUACUUGAUGCGCUUCGCCUACACGACGCGCGGCGAGAAACUGAUCCACGAUGUCUACAUCCCCAAGGAGAUCGAUAUGGCGCCGUACAUCGGCCCACCUACCAGCAGAGCCGGAGCCCGGCAGCCGGACAUGUACGACCUCAACGGAGUCGUGCACCACAUCGGCCAAACGACCAACAAGGGGCACUACGUUGCCUUUGUCCGCCUGCCUGGAGAGGGGUGGCUUCGAUACGACGACGCCAAAGUCACCGGAGUUACCGACAGUGACGUGCGGACCCAGAACGCGCUCAUUCUGUCGUACACUCGCCGAUCAGGCUAG
Molecule: messenger RNA, 2718 nt
Organism: Ectocarpus siliculosus
Lineage: Eukaryota; Phaeophyceae; Ectocarpales; Ectocarpaceae
Source: the annotation of a GenBank genome assembly